GAUUCCCAUAAUAAUCCACUAAACGCGUACGCGAAAACUACACCGUUUUAACAUGACCUAAGAUCAGACCUAUAUAAAUAACACUACCCUUCUUCUCAUUCUCUUACACAUUUCUCUCUAAGUGAUCAGACGAGUUAAAACAACAACAACAGAUAAUCAAACAAUGGCCCUCUUCUCCGCCGCGCUUCCUCUCCUCCUCCUCUUCCUCUUUGUUUCCUCUCUUUCUGUUAACGGAAACACUGCACAGUCCGUCGAAUGCUCCGCCAUGAUAAUGACCUUGACGAAGUGUUUGCCUUUCGUGACGAUCGGUAGUCAAGUGGAGAAGCCCGAGACCGCGUGUUGCUCUGUUAUCAAAACCGUGCUCGACACGAAAGCUGAAUGUCUGUGCGAAGGGUUGAAGAGCAGUGCCGCCGCGGGAAUCAAUCUGAACCUCACUAAAGCCGGUACUCUUCCCGAUGCUUGCCAACUCAAAGCUCCUCCCAUGCCUGCUUGUGCAUUGUUUGCUAAACCCCCUGCUAGUGCGCCAGCUCCAGUUCCUGCUGCUAGACCACUAAAUGGAUCGGGACCAGGUUCAAAUUCUGCUCCAGCUCCAAGCCCUUCUCAUAGUAACCAUGGAUCUUCAAUCUCUGUCUUGUCACUUGCAAUCAGCGGCGCAUUGGUCAUAAUGUUCACCCGUAUCUAACACCCCUAUCAUUUUUAGUUAAGAGUUUGCUUUUAUCUUGUGAGUAACUAUGGAGUUCUCUUGUUGAGACCGCUUAUUUUUAGUUAUGACAUUAUAAAGACUUGGUUAUAAUGUGUGCUCUGUCACACAUCCUUCAUUUUUAUUAUUUGAAUUGAGCGAUUAUUAUUUA
Molecule: messenger RNA, 851 nt
Organism: Brassica napus (rape)
Lineage: Eukaryota; Viridiplantae; Streptophyta; Magnoliopsida; Brassicales; Brassicaceae
Product: non-specific lipid transfer protein GPI-anchored 29-like
Exons: 3
Coding region: 164-682 (172 amino acids)
Source: RefSeq, a predicted model, not a curated record